AUGGCGGAACACGCGGACGUCACAAUCCGUGCCCACUGGAGGUCUUUCAUCGCCUGUGGCGUCGCAGCAUUGACUCCCUUCCAGUAUGGUCUCGACUUCGGCCUCAUUGGCGGCUUGCAGGCCAUGCCGGGCUUCCUUCAGAUUUACGGUCAUCGGGCCCCAGAAACAGCGAUUGGCUGGAAUAUCUCCACGACGCGACAACAGCUCAUUUCCUCCUUGAUGACCCUAGGAGCAUUCACCAUCACUGGCUUUGCCGGACUCAUCGCAAUCAAGUUCGGACCUCUCUAUGUCGGCCGCUUGCUCAUCGGAUUCGCAAACGGUAGCUUCGUUAUCUUCUCUCAGCUUUAUAUCCAAGAGAUAAGCCCAGCAAAAUAUCGUGCCCUGUUCUUUAAUGCAUUCCAGUUCUGUGUAUCCUUGGGCAUGCUGAUCGGUACUGUCGUCGAUUGGGCAACUGCCAAGAGGCCAGAUAGGUCUUCCUAUCUAAUCCCCCUUGCCGUCAUAUACGUUAUACCUGCAUUCCUCGCCGUCUGCCUGUUCUUUAUCCCCGAAUCACCACGGUGGCUCAUCGAAAGAGGCCAAUUCGACGAGGGGUGUAAGUCCCUGUACUGGCUUAGGCCCGUUAAGGAGGAUGCCGAACACGAAGCCGCUGAAAUCCAACGCGCCAUUGAGCUUGAGCGAGAGUCGAAGAGUGAUGCUCGCUUCUGGGACAUGAUUAUGAACCCCAUUGACCGACGACGGACUCUUCUUUCAAUUGGCGCCGUGUCCUUGCAAAACGUCCCAGGAUCCAUGUUUAUCAUUCGCAAUGCAAUCGGUCUGGUAGGGUUGCUUGCUAGUGCAUCCAUCGUUGUUCGGUACGGCCGCCGUCGCAUACUCCUGACUGGCAGCCUCUUCAUCUGCGGAUGCUUGCAGCUUAUGAUGGCCGUCACGUACGAUAAGCACCCCGGGACUCCGGCUGCGGGUAAAGCUAUUGUAGCUCUGUGCAGCGUCUUCAUGUUUGUCUAUGUGGGCGGGGUUGGCCCGUAUUCUUACCUAGUUGGCGGCGAGCUUCCUUCCCAACGUCUACGGAGCUACACAUUUGGCGUCUCUUCGGCUAUAGGCUUCCUCCUCACUUGGAUUAUUACCUUUACUGCGCCGUACUUUAUCAACCCCGAUGCUCUGAAUUGGGGCCCUAGAUACGGAUAUAUUUGGUUCCCCUCUUCUGUAAUUGGAGCGCUGUGGACCUUCUUCUUCCUGCCCGAGCUCAAGGGCCGGACGUUGGAAGAGAUUGACGAGAUGUUUAACGCAAAGCUGCCGGCUAGAAAGUUCAGGACUUACCAAUGUUCGGUUCUGGUAGAUAGCCGCGAAAAAAAGGUUUCGAUUGAUGAGCCAGUUGUUGAGGUUGAGGACUGUAGGCACAAGUAG
Molecule: messenger RNA, 1401 nt
Organism: Scedosporium apiospermum
Lineage: Eukaryota; Fungi; Ascomycota; Sordariomycetes; Microascales; Microascaceae
Exons: 7
Coding region: 1-1401 (466 amino acids)
Biological process (GO): carbohydrate transport; transmembrane transport
Cellular component (GO): membrane
Molecular function (GO): carbohydrate:proton symporter activity
Source: RefSeq, a predicted model, not a curated record